UUUGUUUUUAUAAAAGAUAUCGCGGCCAAGAAGACAAUCGCCACUUUUACCGUAUACCCAAAAGGCCUGCCGUUUUGCGCCAGGCUUGGUUAAAUGCCAUUGGAAGGAAUGAAGAAACAGUCAAUUUGUUCUGCACACUUUUUUGGUGGAGAAAAGCAUGAGGGGGAUAUUCCUAUUGAUACACCAAAAUUUAUUGAAUUACCGCCUAAGGAAUCGAGAACGGCUGAGAGAAAAUCGAGACUAAAAGGUAGAAAAUUAAUAUUUUAUUGUUAA
Meloidogyne enterolobii is the source of this 273-nucleotide messenger RNA. The record is from the annotation of a GenBank genome assembly. NCBI's taxonomy places the organism in Eukaryota, Metazoa, Nematoda, Chromadorea, Rhabditida, Meloidogynidae.